AUGAAGGAAUCCAUCCGAGUUGAAACUGACCAAGCCCUUGACUUACUCGAGAGGCACGAGGAGGCCUUGGAACACAGAUCGUACCGCAAAGCUGUUCGGGCUGAAUCAAAGCAGAAUCUUUAUGUCGACACCAAAUCCAAAGUCAUCGCCUUGGAAGAAAUGGUCGGCAAGGCCCUUGGCUUCCGAGCUACCGCCAUCCAUCCCAGGGUUUGUAUCCUACUGCUCAAAAACAACAGUGCCGCCAUGAAAAACCUCGGCACUCCUCCCGUUCCAUCCUUGGAUGCCCAAGGCCAAUUCCCAUCCCGACCAUCGAGGCCUCGUGUGGCGCCUGUGGAUGAUGCUGCUGCUCGCAGAUUGAGGCAGCUAAUUUUUGAACUUGAUCUUGUAUUGGAACCCCCUUGA
Puccinia graminis f. sp. tritici CRL 75-36-700-3 is the source of this 402-nucleotide messenger RNA. RefSeq lists its product as uncharacterized. Lineage: Eukaryota; Fungi; Basidiomycota; Pucciniomycetes; Pucciniales; Pucciniaceae. The record is from RefSeq and is a predicted model, not a curated record. Bases 1 to 402 code for a protein of 133 amino acids. The transcript has 2 exons.